Plasmodium falciparum 3D7 is the source of this 783-nucleotide messenger RNA. RefSeq names its product PRESAN domain-containing protein. NCBI's taxonomy places the organism in Eukaryota, Apicomplexa, Aconoidasida, Haemosporida, Plasmodiidae. The record is from RefSeq and is a predicted model, not a curated record.
AUGGAUAAGACAAAUUAUAGUAUAAAGAAAAUGUUUACAUAUUCUUCUUCUAAACCUAAAAUUUUAAGUUUCCUAGGAAUAGUUCUUAUCUGUAUUAUGAAUUUAUGGAUAUAUAAGAACAAAGGAACAUCGAACUUUCAUGAAGGUAAAGUACAUCGUAGAACAUUAUCAGAUAAUAAUGCAAAAAAAGAAGGUAGAUCAGGUAUUGAAAAGGUAAAAAGCAAAUCACAACAUUCUCCAUGUAGUAUUAGUAAUAAUGCUGCAGUAGGAUAUUAUGAUUAUUUAAAAAUAUAUAAUGAUGGAGAAUGUGAAAAAGAAUUAAGUGAAUCAGAUAUGGAAUUAUUAAACCAGGAAAAUGAUGGUUUUUUAGAAGAUAUGUCCGAUAGUAUAAAUAAACAAAUAAAAGAACUAGAAAAUGUUCCAUCAAAGGAUAUUAUUCGCAAUAUUUGGUUUAAGGUACAUUGUAAUGAGAGAAAUAAAUUUCAUUCUCUUAUAUAUAGUAUAAGAAAAAUACAUGAUAAAUAUUUUAGUGAUACCAAUAAAAAUGAAGAACUUGGUAAAAAAGUAUGGAAUAAAUGUUGUGCUAUAAUUACUGAAGAAUUAUUAAAAUUAGAUAGUAUUCAAAAUAGUCAAUUUCAUAAUUUAAUGCAACAAGAAACAGUAACGCUUCAAGAAUUUGAAGAUUUUGUUAAAUUUAGUGUGAAUGGAUAUAAAAAUACAAAAAAAGAAACCAAAAAAAUUUGUAUUAAAAAAUUAAAAAAGGCAUUAAAUCAGAGAUUAUAA